Molecule: messenger RNA, 2989 nt
Organism: Python bivittatus (Burmese python)
Lineage: Eukaryota; Metazoa; Chordata; Lepidosauria; Squamata; Pythonidae
Gene: JAM2
Product: junctional adhesion molecule 2
Biological process (GO): leukocyte cell-cell adhesion
Cellular component (GO): protein complex involved in cell adhesion; plasma membrane; cell surface
Source: RefSeq, a predicted model, not a curated record
AGCCGCUGGGAAGCUUCGAGCUAAGGCUUCCAGCUGCAGCGGUUUCUCUCCCCCUUCCGAGGGGGCCGCUGGCGCCGCCACCCGCCAACGACUUUUCUCGUUUGUCUUGGGGGAAAGCAGCUGUUGCUCUUGAAGAUGGCGAGCUGCCGCCGCCUCCUCCGCUGGCUUAUCGUCACCCAGUUGGGGUCCCUUUGCUAUUAUGAAACAUAUGGAAUCACUGUGCAGUCAGACAACGAACAUGUUACAGCAAGAGAAUUUGAAGGGGCAUUUCUGAGUUGUAAACACAAUGUAAGGAAGGAAACUGAUAUAAGGGUAGAAUGGAAAAAGGUUAAAGACUCUGUUAUCUCAUUUGUCUACUUCAAUGGUGUUUUUGAAGGUCAUUUUAAAGAUCGAGCUGAAAUAUUGCACUCAAGUAUUCAAAUUAAAAAUGUGACUAGAAAGGAUUCUGGAAAGUAUCGUUGUGAAAUUAGUGCACCUGCAGAAAAAGGACAAGAAGCAGGGGAAGUUGAAGUCUCUCUCUUAGUAUUGGUGCCAUCAGCUGCUCCUGUUUGUGAAGUGCCUAUUUCAGCUCUGAGUGGGACAGUAGUGGAAUUACGAUGCAAAGAAAAUGAAGGUGUGCCAGCUUCAAAAUACAGAUGGUAUCGGAAUGGUGCUAUUUUGCUUGAGAAUCCAGUUUCUGGGAAGUUUAAAAAAGCGAAAGUUCCUUAUACUUUGAAUACUACAACUGGAACCUUGCUGUUCAAUCCCGUUUCAAAGAAUGACACUGGGGAAUAUUACUGUGAAGCUGACAAUAGAGUUGGACGGCCUCAAAAAUGUCCUGUGAAGAGGAUGCAAGUUGAUGACCUUAAUGUAAGUGCUAUCAUAGCUUCAGUGAUCAUUGUGGCCUUAAUAAUGGCUUCCUGUGGUCUUGGGGUAUAUUAUGCACAAAAGAAGGGUUAUUUUUCAAAAAGAAAUUCUUCAGUGAGGAACAAGAGUUCCAAGUACAAAGCUACAGAAAGUGAAAAAGAUUUCAAGCACACCAAGUCCUUUGUUAUUUAAAAGAAAGUUGAUUUCUGAGGAUCAGCAUUUGCUGAAGAAAAUAUCAGAGAUGUUUGAACUCUAUUCUAUAAAAAGAAUGUUACGUGCAAGAAAAACUGGUGGCAGAUUCAAGAUUCUAUUGUAAAAAGGUGGUAAAACGCUGUCAAAAAUGUUACUCUGGUGUUGCUUUCUAAAAAAAGGAAUAGCAAUAAUUGGCAGAAUAUAAAGGUUUUAUUGCUGUUUAACAUGCCCACGUAAAGAAAUAGUGAGCUAAUGGUAUAGUUCUGGUUAUUACAUCUCAAAAAGGGUACUAUUGAGUAGGAAAAUGUGUGGAAAAGAGCAAACAAAUUUAUUAAGGGGUUGAGGCAUUUCCUAAAUAGGAGCAGACAACAGUGUUUGAGGCUUGUGGAACUGAAAAAUAGGAAGUCACUGGGACUACAACCAAGCUUUAUAAAAUUAUGUUUUAUGCUUUAUAAAAUCUAUGAAGAAGUGGGUAGAUUGGUGUUUCCUCACUGACAGCAUUAGCCACCAUUGUCUUUUGGUGAGAUGGGGGAAGGAAAUAUCCCAGACAAAAAGUAGUAUUCACAUUAUUAAUUUAUGGAAUUUUUGCUAAUUGAUAUGUGACUAUUGGCUUGGAUGGCAUGAAAUGAAAAUUGAACAAAUUCAUUUAGAACAGAACUACAGAUGGCUACUACUUAUGAUGGGUAAAUACUAUUUCCCAUUUUUUACAUAGAGUAUUAGUUUGUGGAGACAAACUAUAGGAGAAAGCUACUGCCUUUAAAUCCUCCAUGUGGGGCUGCUGGAAACAUUAAGCACUAGGAGCAGAAUACUGCAUUACAUAGCACUUUGGCCUGAUUAAGGCGGCUAAUUAUAAAGCCACUUUUCGGAAAAGAACUCUGUGACUGAAGUAGCCUUAAACAAUUUCCAUUUUACUCCAAGACAGAGUUUGGGGUUUGGGCAUUCAGGGAGGACUUAUUCUUUGCUCUUUCCCUGGAGGUCAAGACAGCUAAAACUGCUGCUAUCAUUGCUAAGGAAGGAAAAUAACUGCAAUCCGUCUGGUCUCAGAUGAUUACAUGAAGCAGAAAUAUUUCUAACAUCGAUUUGAAAAUUACUAUUGAUCUGCAUCAUGUAUUUGACUUUUGGGGUGAACAUGUUUUGUUAUUGUUGUUAUAGGGCUAAGAUCCAGACAACAGCAGUUAUCAAGUGCAGAGUAAGGUAGUGGUAAAAGAAUAUUGCUCCUACUUAGUCUGUAAACUUUAUUCAAAUAUAUGUGUAAGCUACUGCAGAGAACUGAACUGAGCUGGGCAACCUCUCAGUGGCAAAGGACUGCACUUUUUUUUUUUUUUUUUAUUUGCAUGGCAAGUGGAUGGAACUUUCAACUUUUAUUUAGGGUGGGGACUGGUGUAUUGAAAUAAAUGAAGCCUAAAUAAAGGUUCCACCAAAACACAGAAAACAGAUUGUCGUACAAUCCAAUGGUAUGACUUUGGGGGUGCUAAAAAGAUAUGGGUUACAUGAGGAUAAAGGCUGCUUCUCAACUCAAAUGACAAAAAGAUACAAGUCCACUCAGCAACGGGCUUUCUAAGUUAGGGUUUUUCUUGCAGUAAGAUGGAGUCAAAAAACAUUAUUUAAAAGCAUUUGCUUAAGUAUUUAAAGUACUUUUUAAGUGCUUUGAUGGCUUCCAACUUUAUAUUCAAUAUUGAAACUAUAGUAUAUGGUUCCUUACCACCAUUCAUAUUUUUAUUUUAUUAUUUAAAAGUCUAUGAAGACUGUUUAUAUAUUUUUGCUUCAGAAGAAAAACUUCAAGAAAGUGUUGUUGGUUUUUAAAAAUAUAUAUAUAAAUAAUGUUUUUGACAUGUUACUCAGGUGUUUCUAUCUUCAAUUGUUAAACAAUGCAAUAUAUUUUACAACAUGUUUUGCGCAUUUCCCAGAGUCUUUAAUUUAAAAUCAAAAUAAAGGCACCUAAGAAAGCAGA